UGCCGUGAAGAGGAAUUGGUCAGAUCUCGGUGACGGGCCAGCGGGGCUCAUCGCCGACCGCGUCCUCGCCUACGACGUCGCCGGAUACAUCCGCUUCCGCGCCGUGUGCCGUUCGUGGCGGCGGUGCUCCGCGGAACCUGGCGCGUACGGCGUCCUCGACCGCCGGUUCCAUCCCCGGCGGUGGGUCAUGCUGCGGGAACCGGUCGCCGCUCUCAACUGCAACUGCCACCGCCAUCGCUUCCUCAACUCCUCCACCGGCGAGUGCGUCCAGGUGGACAUCCCGGAGCUCCAUGACCACAAGGUGCUCGCCCCCACCGCCGAGGGCCUGCUCCUCCUGCUCCACGCCCGCAAGAACGUCCGCCUGCUCAACCCACUGACCGGACAGCUCAUAAAGCUCCCGCCUCUCACCACACUGCUGCCCAAAAAGUACCACCACUGGCUUUCGGCUCGUAAUCACCAUUUCGACGCCGACUUCACAGCGUCUGGCUCGGGCAUUGCUGACGAUGAUUCAACAGUCGUGCUCUGCUUCUACACCCUCCGCAUGCUAGGCGUGGCCAAGCCCAGCGAUCAGUCAUGGACGUUGCUCAAGUUCAAUGACCUGCUGAGAACGGCACCCGUGAUGUUCGCUGCCCGCUUCCACUGCAUUACCCUAGAUGGUGUCAUGGUGCUAGAGAUGGAUCCACCGCGGCUGGUGUUAGCUGCCAAGCGGCAUAUGUGGAUUUCCUUAGACGGUAGCGCCCACCUCGUGGACAAUGGUGGGGAGUUGAUGCUGGUUCACCGCAAGCUCUUGACUGGAUACAGGAGGGGCUAUGACGUGUAUCGGGUUGAUUUGGGCACCAAGACUCUAUUCCCCGUCAAUAGCCUCGGCGGAGGAUGUGCAUUGUUCAUGGGCAUGUAUUGCUCUCUCUCGGUGCCCAUCGAGGGUUUUCCCUCCGGCUCCAUUAGCGGUGACAAUAUCUACCUGAGCUUUGAUGUCGAUGAGAGGGACGGGAUCGAGGCUUACCAUCUCGUAGAUAAAAGUAUCUCACCUAGUGCCAUCUUUUAA
This is a messenger RNA of Lolium perenne, 1045 nucleotides long. RefSeq lists its product as uncharacterized. The record is from RefSeq and is a predicted model, not a curated record. NCBI's taxonomy places the organism in Eukaryota, Viridiplantae, Streptophyta, Magnoliopsida, Poales, Poaceae.